Messenger RNA from Scomber scombrus (Atlantic mackerel), 990 nucleotides. Its product is annotated as polycomb group RING finger protein 5-like. Gene Ontology annotation, cellular component: PRC1 complex. Gene Ontology annotation, biological process: regulation of transcription by RNA polymerase II. The record is from RefSeq and is a predicted model, not a curated record. Lineage: Eukaryota; Metazoa; Chordata; Actinopteri; Scombriformes; Scombridae.
CCCACCGCUGCUCUCUGCUGCCUGCCUGCUGGCUGCUGGGCGGACUGGGGCAGAUCAGAGCCGACCAGUUCCGUGUUUCUCUCCCAGUACACCCGGAGCAGACUGAACGGGAGGACCCGGCAGUGUCAUGGUGGACAUUCCUGCUCAGCUGCGGUAUCCAUAAGUCCGGGGACAGAGGAAGGGAAAGUGUUGACGGAGGUGAUCUCAGCGGGAGUCGAACAGAUCAUCAGACGAUCCUGGAUGAAGACGUCGACGCCACCAGCGGCUCCAUAAUGAUGAAUAAACACACUGGGAUUAGGACGACUAUGCACAAAUCUUCGGGGUCAUCAGCUGACCUUUGACCCCAUUUAAUGGAUUAAAACAAAACAACAACAACAACAAAAUGGCACUGUGGCUGAAACAGGGAAGGAAUCAAGCCAUCAUACUCUUUGGGAAUACUUGGAAUUUUAUCAAAGUGUUUGUUUGAAACGGGAUCGGAUUUUGGGAUUUUCAAUGGGAUUUGCUAAAGUGGUAAAAGUGAAGAUGUAAUAAAGCGUGCGGGGAAAAAAUGUUUCUAAAAGAGCUCAAACUGAUUAUAAAAUAAACCCACGAGUCCAAGGAUGGAGCAGGAUUUCACACAGUAGGAUUCUCUUAUCUUCUCUCAUACAUUGUGAAGACUUGCAUGCACCUGCCUGGACUAUAACAUUAGCCAGCGUUGGUGAAGUUUCCAAAAACCCGUUACAUCCAAUUCAACUUUCCCAAAAAAAACUGUAAUUUCACGUUGUUUUGAAUGGACGUCUGACGUUUCCCUUCAGCUUCUUCUUCUGUACCUCUGACUGCUGCUGCUGCUCAGUAUCUUGCUGCAGUGCCAUUUUAAAAAAAACAAACAAACAAACAUGGCCGCCACAGGAAGGAGGCACAUGGUGAAGGAUUUUAACCAUUUCAUCACCUGUUACCUGUGUCGAGGUUACCUGAUUAAACCGACCACGGUCACCGAGUGCCUGCACACCU